Umbelopsis ramanniana AG is the source of this 1414-nucleotide messenger RNA. RefSeq lists its product as uncharacterized. The coding region runs from base 13 to 1341 and encodes 442 amino acids. The transcript has 6 exons. The record is from RefSeq and is a predicted model, not a curated record. Gene Ontology annotation, biological process: L-threonine catabolic process; L-serine catabolic process. Lineage: Eukaryota; Fungi; Mucoromycota; Umbelopsidomycetes; Umbelopsidales; Umbelopsidaceae. Gene Ontology annotation, molecular function: pyridoxal phosphate binding; threonine deaminase activity; L-serine ammonia-lyase activity.
UUCAAUAUUCCAAUGUUGGCAUCGCAGGACGGCUCUCAACCACUGCCUGACAAUGACGUGCUGCAUGUCAAGACUGCAUUACUUCACUCUCCAAACCUAAGCAUGAAGCUACGGUGCAACACAUGGUUAAAAAUGGAGAACAUGCAGCCUUCCGGAUCGUUUAAAAUAAGAGGAGUCGGUCAUAUGUGUAUCAAAGCGGUGGAAUUGCGAGGACCGUCCAUUCAUUUUGUUACAGCAGCAGGCAUCAACACUUGCUUAGCCGUAGCAUACGCAGCAAGGCAACUUAAUGUUGAAGCAACUAUUGUUCUUCCUAAAAUUGUCAACCAGAAAAUAUUCGAUAUGAUAAAGUUGGAAGGUGCCAACCUUAUUAUGUUAGGAGAGGAUUUUGAAGAAUCAGAAGCACACGCACGAGCACUGCUAUCGAAAAUGCGCAACGGCAUCUAUAUACCAUCUUCAGAUAAUCCAUGUAUAUGGGAGGGUAAUGCAACAAUUAUAAAAGAACUAGAAGUACAAUUAAGGCACGAGCCACCAGCUGCCAUAAUAUGUCCAGUUGGAGGAGGUGGUCUGCUAAACGGCAUUAUAAUGGGACUCGAACAAGUCGGAUGGAAACAAGUACCUGUUAUAGCAGUUGAAACGCAUGGAAGCAAUUCUUUUCAAGCUGCAGUAGUGGCUGGAAAAUUGGUAACUCUCCCAAAAUCAAAAACCAUCGCAAAGAGCUUAAAUGUUCGAACGGUCAGCGCCAAAUCCUUGGAACUCAGCUUAGAUCAUCCCGUGGUACCGUUUGCCGUUAGCGAUGCCAUGGCGGCCGAUGCUGUGCGAAAUUUUGCAGACGAUCACAAGACUUUGGUGGAAACGGCGUGUGGAGCUGCUUUAUCAUUAUGUUAUACACAAGUUAUUCGCGAUAUACUACCAUCGCUCACGGAAGCAUCCGAUAUUGUGGUUAUUACGACUGGAGGAUCUGACAUCUUCCUCGACGACUUGGACCACUUCCGCCGAAAAUAUUCUAACCCACCUAUUGUCGUCAAGAGCGGAAGUGAAGUGUUCCUUAAACUUGGAGACUCUCUCAGUAGUAUAGCGGAUGUUGAUGCGGAUCAUGCCGUCGCAGCAGCCAAUGGCGUUGUCCCUUUUGAUAAUAUUCGACAAGAUAGAGAAGCCGGAGCAAUGGAUGGGUUUACCCGAGUAGUGAAUUCCGCAAAGGACUAUGCUCAUGAUCAAAGGAACAGGAUCGACAGUUCAAAUGCGAUAGAUCAUGCGAGGGAAAGCAACAUGAUAAUGACGGGACUCGACGCAACUACGGCAAUACCAGCUUUAGUCAAACAAGAAACGGCGGGAAGUCCAUAAUGUUUUUGGGCAUGUUUAUAUUAAAAAAAAGUAAUUUCACAAAUGGCACAAUUUUGUAUAUCAUGAAGUUCAU